UUCCUCCCCCAGUCCAAAGACAUGCAUGGUAGGCUGUUUGGCAUGUCCAAAGUGUCCGUAGUGUAUGAAUAGGUGUGUGAAUGUGUAUGUGAUUGGCACCCUGUCCAGGGUGUACCCCACCUUGUGCCCGAUGCUCCCUGGGAUAGGCUCCAGGUUCCCCGUGACCCUGUAGGAUAAGCGGUAUAGAAAAUGGAUGGAUGGAUGGAUGGAUGGAUAUAUACUAAUUAGUAAUAACUUUGAUAGUAAUUCAUAGUGAGCUCCAUCACUGUAAUGUGAAUAAAUAGGCUAAAUUAAUGACAGACCCUUUGCGUCAGGGAGGCUAUUUUGAAAGCCAUGGCUUUAUUUACCACAAACAAUGCAUUGCAAUAUUAUAAUACAUACAGUGCGGUAUUAAUGAUGCUUAUGUGUAUAAGACUGUGUCAUAGACUUUUAUUGGGCGUGAUCCCGGUGAAAUAACACGGUUGGAUUCUUAGGUUCUGCUUUUGCGUUAGAUGGUUGAUGUGACAUAAAUCCGAUUUCCCCCAAUUUCAUUUGUUUUGUUUGCCAUUGGGCCAGAAUGAUGUCAUCUACUUGGAUACCCCGCCUUCGCGCGCACACAUGCGCAGGCACACACACACACACAGACACGCGCGCGCACGCGCGCACGCACGUUGCACAAGAUGCGCGACUCCAGUGCAAUUGUGCUGUGAGCUCACACAAUCGACCGCGGUGACUGCAUGCUUUUAUGCUGUGCAUAAACAGCCUAUCCUGCAUGUGCGAACUGUAACUGAGAGAUCUGCAUAAACAUAGCUACUGCGUGGUUGUUUUUAGAUCAUAAAAGCACGCAGAUUUAGAUACGGCUAUGUAAGCAUGCAUGCAUCGGAGCGGAAUUAUCACUAGAGAAGAAGCACGAGCGUCAAUGAGAAAUAAUGACAAUACAGCGGACGUAGGUUACCAGUAAUCUCUGCCUAGCCCCAGAUGCCUCCCCUCCCACUUGACGAGCGCAUUGUGGUAAUUCAGCGGCCUAAAAGCCUGGGCUUGUGCGUGGCCUCACCACCAGCCACCUCUCAGUCUUCCUCACGUCUUACCACCCGCAACGAGCCCACACCCCGCUUACCACACACCCAACUUCCUCCAUCCCAUCCCCAUUUACCUUCUAACACUUUGUCACUGGAAUGCAGGCACAGGCCCUUACUCCAUGGGCAAAGAGCCAAGGGCGAGAGAGGCGGCAGUACAGAGGACAGCAGCUGGAUCCCUAGUCACUGUCACAGCAAUGGGACUGUGACUCUGGGUCCCAGACCUUACACGCACACUCAUACCAUUGACAUUAAAGUAUCAGUGGACAAAGGAGGGACACAUUCAGACACAAGGUGCAGUAGCAGCUUGACUCGAGGUGAAAGUGGCAGAGAGAGCAGAGGCCAGUGGGUGUCUUCACACUUAGCUCCAGGGCAAAGUGACAGAAAAUUCAGAGGAAAGUCUUCAGACACCACUGAGAGGCACCAGAUCAAGGCACAGUAUAAUAACCACUAUCAGAACAACCUCACAGUGUCACCCGGUGGGGUGUUGGAAUUUGUUCCAGCCCAAAGACAACAAUCUAAAUCUAGGUGGACAAAAGAGGAAGAGUUGUUAUCAAAUCCACGUUUUGCAGCUGCCAACUACAGGGACGUGCCUUCUGUUGGUAACAAAGAAAACUCCAAACUGGGUACUGUCCAUCAGCCUCCCAAGCCACACAGUCUAUCCCAUCACCUUAGCUCUACCCAAUCAGCCCAUACCUCCAUUCUAAACACCCACUAUCAGGUGACCCCAAACUCUGUCCCCUUCUGGGCCCCAUCUUCCUUCCCUCAAGUCAGUCAAACCCGGUCCUCACGUAUCAGAGAAACACACCCCCAGAUCCUCCAAAGCUUGCCACUAUCUCCAACGUCUUCUUGUGACGGCUUCCCUAGCCCAGAUCACACUUGCACUAUUGACUUUUCUCGUCCAUUCAACUGUGACUGUUGGAGGCUGGUAUGCUGUAGAGGAGGGAGAACCCGCUCAGCUGGCUGCAAAGGAGGUACUGGAAGCCCAUCUUCUUCAUUUUCCCGAGGCCAAAGAGCAAGUUCAAACAACACAGGUGACGGUGCCAUGGGAUUGAAGAAAUUAGGAGGGUGUCUGUCCACGGCUUCAACCACAAACACCUCUUCAUCCAACAGCACUGUGUCAGAGUGCCGGACGGGCCUUCUAAGGCCCCUGGGCUGUGCAUCCUGUUCAGGGGAAAGUGGAGGUUUUGAUAGUCCUGCUGCCUUGCGCAAAAAAUUGGUUGGUGGUUGUCUACCCUGUGCCCCAUUCUCCCCAUCUGCUCCUUUGCGCGCACUGCAAAGUUGUGUCAGUGGCUGCAACCCCAAAGCAAGCCAGGCAGGUAGCUCUUGUAGUUACUGCAGUAGUGAUCCUAUAGUAGUGACUUUUAACCCUCACAGAGGGAAGCCUCCUGGAUUUUCCCAUAAUGCUGGGGUAUAUACCAUGGGAGGGCACCAACACGAUGACGAUGAUUACAGCGUGCGCACAAUUUGGCCUGAUGAACUUGCAAAAAAGAUGACUCACUCUAAAACCCAACCUAACCAUCAUAAUGUAGGGAUGAGGAUGGGAACAGGAAACUCUUAUAUGGGCCAUGACCAGAGUACCAGUAAUGGAACCAGUCCAGUCAUUCUAGAUUGCCGUAAUCUUCUAGAUUUUACCCGCUCCCAACUGACUGACCAUGCAGGACGACGGAGACUCCAGCAAGGCAAGAUGGCAGUUUUGGACUUCAUGGGGUCAGGACACAGGAGAGACCCAGGCCAAGACUCUCUGAAAAGGCUCUUUAACAAGGAAGGUGAUGCUGGAAUGGGAAAUGAUGAUGGUCUAGAUGAUAUGUUUCCAAGGUCCCCUUCCCAUCACUCUCUCACUCCUGAGUCUUCACCCUCCUUCUCCCCUCCACCAUCAGCCCCUGGCAGCCUGAUCAAGCCCAAACCAAGAGGAAGAGAUUGGGAGGGUGGGCACUCCUUACCAUCUGCUCAGUCACUCCAUUUGGUUCUUAACUCAUUCAAUAGAGAGCAAGAAGAGGAGAAGAGGAGAGUGCACCUCUCCCUUCCGCUCUCAUCCUCCCUCCCUGCAUCUCUAUCGGAUGAGAGUGUAAUGACUCCAGAUGUGGAGAACGCGGUAAUUAGCCCCAUUCUACCUUUCCUUUUCUUGGGGAAUGAAAGAGAUGCUCAGGACCUGGACCUGCUGCUGCGACUGAACAUCAGUUAUGUGGUUAAUGUCACCACCCAUCUGCCCCUCUAUCACCUGGACACGGGUCUGGUACGCUACAAGCGUCUACCUGCUACUGACAACAGCAAACAGAAUCUCAGACAAUAUUUUGAGGAGGUCUUUGAGUUUAUAGAGGAGGCUCAUCAGAGUGGCCGAGGUGUGUUGAUUCACUGCCAAGCAGGCGUGUCUCGUUCAGCAACUAUCGUGAUUGCUUACUUGAUGAAGCACACCCUCAUGACCAUGACUGACGCUUAUAAAUAUGUGCGGAGUCGCAGACCAGUGGUGUCUCCCAACCUCAACUUCAUGGGACAGCUACUGGAAUUCGAGCGAGAUCUCAACUCUGGUGUUACACCUCGAAUCUUAACUCCCAAGCUGAGUGGCCUGGAAACACAAGUCUAAAAGAUCUAGAACAAUAGAUUUUUCUAAAAAAAGGGAAGUAAUAGAAAGAAAUGAAGUAGGCAAAGAAAGCAUGGGUUUACAACAUGCUUAUUGGGGACAUUUAAAAAAAAAAAGCUUGA
Molecule: messenger RNA, 3758 nt
Organism: Ictalurus furcatus (blue catfish)
Lineage: Eukaryota; Metazoa; Chordata; Actinopteri; Siluriformes; Ictaluridae
Exons: 4
Coding region: 958-3639 (893 amino acids)
Biological process (GO): protein dephosphorylation; negative regulation of JUN kinase activity
Cellular component (GO): cytoplasm; cytosol
Molecular function (GO): MAP kinase tyrosine/serine/threonine phosphatase activity; protein tyrosine/threonine phosphatase activity
Source: RefSeq, a predicted model, not a curated record